UAUGAUCACUAUUACAUGUAGAUUCACACAUCUCACUAUUGAACAAACUAAAAACUAGUAGAGAGAGAGAGAGAGAGAGAGAUAAAUUGAGAAGAGGCAAAAGAUACAACAAGGAGCUCAAUUUCUCUCCCUAGAGCUUAGAAAUGGCACAAUGCAUCCCUACUCGAGCGUCGACGAAUCCCUCCGUGUUAGAGAGACAAAGAGUGCGCCUUAAUUGGCAGCAGCAGCAAUCGACUGACAACACUGACUGCAUUGGUUACAACAAUAUUGAGAGUUUCGCUCCCCUCUCGUCUUUUGAUCAAUUGCCCAAGAAUUUUGUCGAUGGCGAGAGAUCUAGAAAUGAAAGUUUUGGUCAUGUUCAUGACCCGAUCGAAAGCCUCGGCGACGGGUGGCCGGAUUUUUCUAUGGUGAAUUAUCCAAACUUUUGCGCGAUCAAUGUCGGAGAAAAGGCAAAUGAUAAAGAGAAUAGCGAUAGCUCAAAGAAGAGAAAGUUCGGGAAUUUUUCGAAUUCACAGCAGGUGGAUGCUAACAAUGCAACAGAGAACAGUGGCAGCUCAAAGGGAAUGAAAGAAGAUUAUGUAUUAGGAGAGAGAAAGGGCGCAACCGGAAACCAAAAGCCUCAAAACAAGAAGGAAACAUCAACAGAAACCUUGAAGGAGAAUGGGAAGGCAUCCAGAUCGUCGACUACGACUACGCCGCUGAAGACCGACUACAUUCAUGUUAGGGCUCGCCGUGGCCAAGCCACUGAUAGCCAUAGCCUUGCUGAAAGAGUGAGGAGAGAAAGGAUAAGCGAGAGGAUGAGGUACCUGCAAGAUUUGGUUCCAGGGUGCAACAAGAUCACUGGAAAAGCAGGCAUGCUUGAUGAGAUCAUCAACUAUGUUCAGUCUCUUCAAAGACAAGUUGAGUUCUUGUCAAUGAAGUUAGCUGCUGUUAAUCCAAGGCUGGACUUCACUGUUGAUAGCUUCUUCAAUGAAGAGAUGAAUAUUGCUUGCAACACUGGCCUCAUUCAAGGGAUGAACAUAUUAUUACCUCAUGACCAAUUGGAUCCAUCCUACAUACAAUCCAACGCUCUACUACAUCAAGCACAAGUUGGUCCCUCAUCAAGUGGACUAGACAUGGCCAUGAGCACUACCCAACAAAUGACCCUUCAAUGUCCCAUGAGUGCACCCAUGCAACUGGUUAACACAUUCAUGGAUUCAUGCUACAACAAUGUACAUGGGUCUUCUUCUCUUUGGGACCAAGUUAGGUUGAACAACACCUUUGGAGCUCAUUUUUCUUUUCAAUCACUACAAGGGAACUGUUUACCAAACAAUCUUAAGACGGAAACGCGAGAGAUUUAAGAUUCUCCUAUUCGAGAUUUCUAAAUCAUUAAUCGCCGAGUCCGAAGAUUCUUUUAGAGUACAUAAAUUAGUGCUUCAAUUCAUUUUUCGAUAUCAUGUUGUACCAUAAUUGACCAUUUUUUCCAUUAUUCUAAGUACAUUUUGUAGAGAAGAGAGUGUAAUUUGACUUCAAUUCUUUUCUAAAAUUAAGCAUGUUUACUACUUUUUGAGCCAAA
Molecule: messenger RNA, 1555 nt
Organism: Ananas comosus (pineapple)
Lineage: Eukaryota; Viridiplantae; Streptophyta; Magnoliopsida; Poales; Bromeliaceae
Product: transcription factor bHLH63-like
Exons: 7
Coding region: 144-1340 (398 amino acids)
Biological process (GO): regulation of DNA-templated transcription
Cellular component (GO): nucleus
Molecular function (GO): protein dimerization activity; DNA-binding transcription factor activity
Source: RefSeq, a predicted model, not a curated record